CCUAAAUAAUACUGAUAUACCAUCUUAGAAAUUACCUCAAUAUAUUAUUUGUGUAGUGAAAUUCGUUGUCUAAGCUUUGAAAUCGGGGAAUUUGAUGUUCGAGUAUAAAUGUAGCGAUUUGUAGAGAGUCAAGAGUGUUAUGACUUAUGAGGGUUUUAGAGUGAUAGAGACAAUUUCAUUAACCAAAACAUCAAGUCAAGUGGAAAAAAGAGAGAGAAAGAGGCAAGGGGAAAAGGAAGAGAAAGAUGGGGCAACCAUCUUACGAAGCAUACUACCUCCACCAUAGCCGGCAGCAACAACAACCAGAGUUAUACUACCCCCAUAGCAUUGCUGAAACUCGAACCCCCAAUUCAAUAUACUCUUCCCACCACGAUCCCAUUUCCGUUCGCAUUCCCAAAGAAUUACGCCAUAUUAAUACCCUUUUCGUCUCUGGUCUUCCUGAUGAUGUUAUGCCUCGUGAAAUUCAUAAUCUCUUCCGUCGUCGUCCCGGUUUCGAUUCUUGCCAACUCAAGUUUACUGGACGUGGCAAUCAAGUUGUUGCUUUUGUGACAUUUCUUGACCAUCAAUCAGCCGUUAUAGCAUUACAAGCCUUAGAUGGUGUAAAAUUUGAUCCACAAGCUGGAUCAGUCUUACAUAUUGAAUUGGCUAGAUCAAACUCAAGGAGAAAACGUAAGCCAGGCAGUGGACCUUAUGUUGUGAUAGAUAAUAGAAAGAAAACGACAUAUGAUGCUGAGGGUUCAUCUAGUGAUGAAGGUGAUAAUGCGCCUGAUAAUCAAGAUCAAGGUGAAGGUCCUGGCUCUUCCAACAAUAAUGAUCCCUCUGAUGCAAAAAGUGAUGAGAAGAAAGUUCAACACAGUGGGUCUGCAGAAAAUGCCUCUGAAGGUGAUGUCAAGCCAUGUUCUACUUUGUUUAUUGCUAAUUUAGGCCCUACCUGUAGUGAAGAUGAACUGAGACAAGCGCUAUCUCAAUAUACUGGAUUCAAUGGGAUGAAGAUGCGUGCUAAAGGUGGCAUGCCAGUUGCAUUUGCGGAUUACGAGAAUAAACUUAGGUGUAAACAGGGAAAAGUGGCUUACAAAAUAAAAAUUUUACUUCCUAAUGGAGGAAAAAAAGAAGAUAAUGUAGCUGAUAUUUUUAAGAUUGGAAACCUUGGCAUCUGCCCGAUCAGCCCCCAACUAUCAUGGUUGCUAAUUUUUCCUUGGACUUUAUCACAACAAUCUCACCUGCGCAAUCACCGGGUGAAUCUACUUGUGUCUGGAUAACUGGAUUAUAAUUUGCCUGAUUUUGUUGUAUCUAGAGUAUCUCCUAUGGUAACAAUUUUCACAUGCUUUAUCAUUUGCCUGGAUGUGCUUGACUGUGAAUGGCUAUAUAUUAUACUCUCUCUUAUUCUAAUCAAAUGUCCCAUACUAUUUGGUUUUGCUCACUUGUCGAUGUACAAUUUGAAUCAUAAAUAUCUCUAAUUGAAUGACCAUUAUAUCAACGCUACUAUAUGGAUCAAAAUGUUUGCCUUUUAGAAAAGAUCACAGUAGGAAAGAUAAGAGUACUAGAAAUGCGAAUGCUAUGACAGAUGAGUGGACAUACCUUGAGGGAGGAAAUUCGAAAUGAAGAUAUAACAAAGGCUUUAAGAGUUGCAAAUAUUGCGGAAACAAUGAAAGAAAAUCGUUUAAGGUGGUUUGGGCAUGUGCAAAGAGCUGAAGAUGUCAUAUUAACGAACCGGUAAGAAAGUUAGAAAGUUGGAGCUCGAGAGACUUAAAAAGAGGCGAGGAAGACCGAAGAUUACUUGAAGGAUAGGAGUGGAAAAUGAUAUGGAGGAUCUAGAAUUACAAAUUAAGAUGGUAGAAAAUCAGAAUGAAUGACGACCAUUGAAACUGAUAUGUUGCUUCAUGUAGUCAACCUCAAUCUUUUGGGAUUAAGACUCUGGCAUUGUUGUUAUUGCUGUUUGAAAACUUUUUUUUUUCUUCGUUAGCAAAUCAAAUGCACAUAUCACGAACCUAAAAACUGAGCCAAACAACCAAACCGAAUGAACAAUAACUAUGCUUACUAGCAAAUCACGAACCCAAAUUGGCCAUUGCAAACUAUGUGACACAUGUUGGUAUAUUUUGCAUCUCAUUGUUUCACUCUUGCCAAAAUUUCGGUUGUUUGCUUUCUAUACUCCCACUUGAGGCUAAUGACAUUCAAUAUUUUCCUUUUUCACAUAACCUUCACCCUCAUGGAUAUUCUUUCAUUUAUUCUAUACACGUCUCACAACAUGAGUAAUCACUCAUCCAUCAUAAUUAGACCUGUUCAAAAGUAUCCGGCUUGGAAACUCGACUCGGAUUAUCCGGCAUCCGAAUCUUAAACCGUAUAUUUUACCCGAUUAGUAAAAGGUGGAUAAUUCGGGCCGGGUACCUGUUUUUCAAAUCGAAUAUUUGAAUCGGAUACGGAUAGUAUUUUUGGUAAAUCCGGAUAUCCAGUAUCUGAUUUUUUUUUUUGAAUCCAGCUAUACCUAGUUAUUUAAUUGUUUAGAUAAUCCUAGAAUAGAAAGAUGCACCUUUUUCAGUUUUGAGAGUUCAUUCUUCAGGCGCCUCUUCAGUCUUCUUCCUCAUAGAGUCAAAAGUACUGUCGCAGAGCCCGCUGUACCUCUUUCGGAUGUUUUACCAUUUUCGAUUUUUUUGAUUAACUGUUCGGAGGCAGAUUAAUUGGAAUCCACUAAUGUCUAACUUGCUAGACUUGACUUAUUGUCCUUAGCGUCAUUGCUUUUGCUAGAAUUAUGGUGCUUACUAAUUGUGUACUCAUUAUACACUAUACUGAUGACUAUACACUAUGCCGCUUAGUUAAUAUUUGACAAUUAUUUAAACAAAAAAAUUCUAAAAGAAAAAAAGAGAUAAAAAAUGCAUGGGUGAAAGAAGAAAAGACAAAAAUAUUCUAAAUGAAACCAGGUAUCCGGAUAUCUUAAUCCGGGUCGGAACCAGAUCACAUUUUAAGGUAUCUGGAAAACUGGAUGUCCGGAUAUCCGGUUUUGAACUCAUAAUAUCAAUUAUCUAUCGUAUCUUGCGCUUUUGUGUUGAAUACCAUAAUUUGCAUAUUUUCUUCUUUCUUUUGAAUGUCAAGGUCUUUUCACUUAAGUAUCCACUUUUCUCAUCUACAUGUAAAGAAUGUUGAUCUUAAUUUUUUCCAUAUUAUCUACCAACUCUAAGUAUUUUCCUUAAAGUGUUCUAAAUUCUAAUAUUAAAAGGUGUUAGUUUUGGCUUAUAUAUUCAAUUUUUUAUUUGGUCUCUUAUCUCCAAGGAAUGAUUAAUGGGUGGAGAAGAAGAAUCCAUGUAGAGAAACUGAUAUAUUCAUGUAGUUUAUCUCAAUCUUUUAGGAUUGCAUUGUUGUUGUCUCUUAUCUCCAUAAUCUUAUAAUCUUUGCUCAUUUGACACCACAUUUGUGAGAUGUGAUGCGCCGCUUCCAUGCAACGAUCUAGCAACCUUUGCAUACUUAAUACUAUACAUGGGUAAUGGUUAUAGGAAGCAAAGCAUAAAGUUCUUGCUCAUUCAAAUUCAACACCAGGUUCAUGCAAUAAAGCAUGCCACUUCAGGGAAAUCGCCUAGCAACCUUUGCAUACUUAAUAUUAUACGUGGGUAAUGGGUAUAGGAAAAAAAGAGCUUGUCAUAUCAUAUCAACUAGGUUUCUACUUCCAUAGUUUAGGAAAAGAUGUGUUGCUAGGGAGUCUAGUUGACAAUUGUUAGCUCCAUUUAGAUAGCAAAAACUUCUAUUGAUCUACUAUUCAAUGCUCAUUUCAUUCAAGUUUAAAGAUGAUUUAUGUUGACUUAGGGUUCUUAAGUUAAACAUCUCUAAAGCAUAGGAGCUUGUCUUCCAUGAUUGCUUGAAACCUUGAAUUUCCUUGAAAUAUUUUGUUGACGAUUCGUCUUAUGUAUAACCUUCUUUAGUAUCUA
Molecule: messenger RNA, 3914 nt
Organism: Amaranthus tricolor (Joseph's coat)
Lineage: Eukaryota; Viridiplantae; Streptophyta; Magnoliopsida; Caryophyllales; Amaranthaceae
Product: U2 small nuclear ribonucleoprotein B''
Exons: 9
Coding region: 246-1259 (337 amino acids)
Molecular function (GO): mRNA binding
Source: RefSeq, a predicted model, not a curated record